AGAGAAUCGUCUUAUUACCCCUCUCUUCUCUAGCCAAAUUUCCCUCUCUCUCUCUCUUCAUUUGUUUUCUUACUCGUUCUCCGAGUACUCGAAGAUUUUCUCUGUGAUAUUCUUCUGAUCGGUGCCUUCCGAUCUCUGUUUUGAUGCGUUUUCUCAUUUGGGUCUGAUAUAUUUAUUGGGAAGAGAGAAGAAAAUGGAGAAUAUCGGUGUCGGAACGUCGUCGUUCGCUGAUUUUGCGCAGAAGAGCUUGUACCCGUCGCAGAGCGUGUGGGAUUUCGGCGAUUUAGCGGAGAGGAAUUCUCUAGGGUUCAUGGAGUUGUUGGGUCUGCAUCAGGAUUUCAACCCUUCUUCUCUGUUCGAUACGACGUCGCUUCAGGCCGCGGCCGAAGUGUAUUCUUCUGCGCCCGUACUGCCGUCACGAGCGGCGGAGCAAGCGGCCUCGAAGGUAGAGUCAUCAUGUUCGGAUGCGGUUGUGAAUCCGCCGGCGACUCCUAACUCGGCGUCGAUCUCGUCGGCGUCGAGCGAGGCUGUUAAUGAGGAACAAGUGAAGGGGGAGGACGACGAAGAAGAUGGAGAAGAGCAGAUGCAGAAGGGUUCUACCAAGAAGCAGUUGAAACCCAAGAAGCCCAAUCAGAAGAAACAGAGAGAGCCGAGAGUGGCGUUCAUGACAAAGAGCGAGGUCGAUCAUCUCGAAGAUGGUUACAGAUGGAGAAAAUACGGCCAAAAAGCUGUCAAGAACAGUCCUUUCCCUCGGAGUUACUAUCGUUGCACCACAGCGUCUUGUAACGUGAAGAAGAGAGUGGAGAGAUCAUUCACGGACCCGAGCAUCGUGGUGACGACGUACGAAGGUCAACACACGCACCCUAGUCCCCUCAUGGCUCGUCCUGCUUUCUGCGGCGGUGCAGCCGGAGGCUUCUUCGGCUCGGCCGCUUCCGCCAUGGCGGGUGGGAGCUUCGGCCUUCCUCUAGAAAGCACCACGCUUUCACCUCAAUUUCAACAGCUGGUUCAUUACCAACAACAACAACUGUCUACUUUUGGCGUUGAAUACCUCAGUGGCUAUCAUAAUGUGAGGAAGAAUCAGGUUUGUUAUAACCCUAAUGGCGCUGCAGGUUUAAUGAUGAAGGACCAUGGCCUUCUUCAAGAUGUUGUCCCGUCCCAUAUGUUGAAGGAUGAGUAGUAUAGUAUAUAUAUAUAUAUAUAUGUAUGUAUAUGUAACAUCGUGAUUUUGAAGUGGCUAUUAGGUCAUUUGCAAUUGCCACAGGAACCGAUCUUUCCUUUUCAGGAAGGUUGUCUCCUUUUUAUGUAGAUGUAAAAGUAGAUGUUGUAAUGGUAGGUAAUGUCAAGCUGACAGGUCCCCAGGAUUUCCACGCAUCUUGCAGAACUAAGAAACUGCUUUAAUUCUAGUUUGUACUCGAGACAGAUCUUGAUCUUGUAUUA
This is a messenger RNA of Tarenaya hassleriana, 1437 nucleotides long. RefSeq names its product probable WRKY transcription factor 23. Gene Ontology annotation, biological process: regulation of DNA-templated transcription. The record is from RefSeq and is a predicted model, not a curated record. Lineage: Eukaryota; Viridiplantae; Streptophyta; Magnoliopsida; Brassicales; Cleomaceae. Bases 194 to 1177 code for a protein of 327 amino acids. The transcript is spliced from 3 exons. Gene Ontology annotation, molecular function: sequence-specific DNA binding; DNA-binding transcription factor activity.